Copidosoma floridanum is the source of this 5763-nucleotide messenger RNA. RefSeq lists its product as uncharacterized. NCBI's taxonomy places the organism in Eukaryota, Metazoa, Arthropoda, Insecta, Hymenoptera, Encyrtidae. The record is from RefSeq and is a predicted model, not a curated record.
AUGCAAGACUCUCCCGACAUCCGCCAUCUAGAACACCCAACCGAAACUAAUAACGAAUUCUCCAUGGAUGCUGAAUCGGCAUCCAUCGAAGAAUACGACUCGGACUCCUCAUCCGCCUCUUUCCUUCGAUCCACCACCCCCAAGACCCAGGAUUCCCCCACAACCAAUGACAAAUUGCUUCUCGACUCACUUUUUAAAGAAUCCUUUGGUACCAUUUCAAACACAAACAACCUCAUGACAACCACAAUCAGCCCUAGCUCCCUCUCUUUAAACCUGCAAUACAGCAGCUCCCACCAGGGACCUUUUGUUGUCUUCCUCGAACCAAUCCACCCAGAAAAAACAUCUGGAAGAUUACAUCCUACCACCAUUGGAAGGCUCAUAGCCGCCACUUACAAAGGCAAAAUCCACUCCAUAUCUUCCUCAGGCCCACUCAAAGUCUCUAUCUUCAUGACAGACGGCCUUUCCGCUAACCAGCUCCUCUCCAACCCUCUCCUUUCAAAAGAAAACCUCAAGGCCUCCAUCCCCCACCACUGUAUAUACAAACAGGGUGUUAUAAGAGACGUUCCCCUUGAUCUAACGGAGGACAUGAUCCUCACCUGUUUGAACGCCCCUCUAGCAUCAACUUCUCCUGUACACUCUGUAAAAAGACUCAACCGCAAGAUUCACGACAAAAAUACCAACUCAUCCUCUCUCACCCCAACCUCGUCAGUAAUGGUCACAUUCAUCGGCCAGACACUCCCCUCACACGUAUUCCUUUACUGCGUUCGUUAUCCCAUCAGUCCAUUCACUCAACCCAUUAAAUCCUGUUUUAAGUGCUUCAGAUAUGGGCACGUCAAAAACCUCUGCCGCUCAAAACACUCCCUCUGCUUGACCUGCGGUCUAAAUACCCACCCAGAAGGCACCAAUUGCCCCAGUGCUAACUCCCCUACUUGCAUUAACUGCAAAGGUUCCCACACCCCCCUAGAUAAAGCCUGCCCUGAGUACAUUUUCCAACAAAAAAUACACCUUCAUGCUGCCACCCACAACGUCUCACUCAUUGACGCAAGCUCCUACCUAAGAAAAUUCUUUCCCCCUAACCACCAAAGUCGCCACUCAAAUGUCAAGUCUCAUCUCCUGACCAACCAACUCCCCCCCAAUGUCAACCAACAUCUCUUCCCCUCUCCCUCUCCCUCACCCAAUUCUUCAACUACCUCCUCUCAUACACCUCACUACUCCUUUCCUUCCCUGACCCCUACCCUUACCUCAAACCCUCUAAAUAACUUACAUCUCCACUCCUAUGCUUCAAUCACAAAAUCCCCUCACACCUCAACUGAUACAACGCCUCUCACGUCUCAUCCCACCUCCCCUUCAAUGUCGCCUGUACCCUCCACAUCUGAAACCACCCCUCUAUCCAAGAAACAACAUGGUUCCCCCCCCAACCCCGGCAUAGCCACCCUCUGGAAUCAUACACCCGACACCCACACCGCCAAUCUGAAACAUCCAUCUCUUCUCCACCCAUCAACCCAACUAUCUCCAAAGCGCCUCUCCCCCUCACCAUCCAUACCUCAUCCCGUCAACCUCAAUACAGCAACAAUAGCAUCAUCAUCCUCCUCAAACCCCCAGAAACUAUCUCCACCAGCUGUCCAGCACAACUCUCAUUUACCGCACAACGAACUAACUCUGAACAACCUAUCGCAUGUCGUAGCUUCACUCAGAGAACUCAUAUCAACCCUUCUCGACCCUCUACUUGCUAUACUCGGUCAAUCUCACACCCUCAUUCCUAUUAAAUCGUCUCUCGACCAACUAAACUACACCCUAACCCUCCAUGACUACGACGUUAUCAUCUUACUUGAAACCAGACUCGCCCCCCACCACAACCCAUCCCUUAAGAACUUCACCAUCAUCAGAAAAGACAGACAAGACGCAGAAGGUGGUGGUGUUGCAAUCUGUAUUCGCAACAACAUCCCCUUCAGAAUUAUCAACUCAUUCCACAAACACAGAAUCCUCGAAUCCCUCGCUAUCUCAAUCGACUCACCAAACCACCCUAUACAUGUAGUCGCAGUUUACAGACCUCCAUCAAGAUCCCAAAGGCCAUUCCACAACCACUACUGGACUGCCCUACUAAAUUCCAUACCGAAUCUCACACAUACCAUCAUAGGCGGUGACUUCAACUGCCACAACCCAGCCUGGGGCAGCUCACAAUCAUGUCCCAUCGGGGACUGCACUCUUUCUACUUUUAACAACAACAACCUAGUAUUCCUCAAUGACGGGUCCCCAACCUAUAGAAGUCGCUCAAACCCCCUCUACACAUCAUGUAUAGAUCUUACUUUUGUAUCCCCCCAGCUUCUCACCAUUAGCAACUGGCGCGUAGCAAGUGAUAACUACAUGAGCGAUCACUAUCCUAUCUCUACCACCCUCGGCAUCUCAUUCACUUCCUCUCCCCGAAACUCCCACAGAUUUAACUUUAGAAAAGCCAGCGCCGAAGAUUGGUCCCUGUUUAAAUCCACCCUUGCAUCAUUCAGUUUCACGGAAGCUCCAUCUCAAUCCACCAAUGCCAAAUAUAACUUCCUCACCUCCAAAAUCCUCGAGGCAGCCUCUCUCAUAGUCACCAACCCAUCACCUUCUAACCGUCCCCAUAGAAACAAACCUAGUCACCCCCCCUGGUGGAACUCUGACUGUGCCAAAGCUGACAAAGCUCGCAAAGUCGCACUUAGAAAUUUCAGACGUAACCCCAACCUCUAUGACUCCCUUGUUGAAGCAGAAAACUUCGCCAAAAAAACGUUCAAAAAACAAAAGUCGGAAUCCUUCAAGGAAUUCUGCGAAAAUCUCUCCCCAUCCUCUCCCCCCUCCCUAAUUUGGAACACCGUCAAAAAAUUUCGCCACAAAGCCCUCUCAGCCUCAUCCUCUCCUAGCAACUUAAAGAACGUAGACUCCAUGAGAAAUCUUAUUGAUACACUAUGCCCCAGCUCAUGCCUCUUUCCUAACUUCCCCACAUCAUUCUCAGCCACACAGGAUACUAUAAACUUCUUUUCCAAACCCUUCACCGAAUCCGAAUUGAACUUUGCCAUCAAAAAAACCCGCACCAAAAUAAACUCAGCCCCAGGCCUCGACCGCAUAGAUAAUAUUAUCAUAAAUAAGUUACCUCAUAACAUCCGAACAUCCCUCCUCGAAAUUUUUAACGAAAUCUUUUCACAGGGCACUUUCCCAGACUCCUGGAAAGAAUACCUCACUUUCUUCAUCCCAAAAGGUCUCUCCGACAAGUACAGACCCAUCUCCCUAGCACAGUCCCCUCUGAAACUCCUGGAAAGACUCAUCCACAACAGGCUGUCCUGGUGGAUAGAACACCACCACCUCUUACCAUCUCACCAAUUCGGAUUCCGCAAAGGCAAAUCUUGCCUAGACAACCUUUCCAUUCUCACUUCGUCCAUCUACUCAAGCUUCGCCCAGAAAGGCUACACUGCAGCCCUCUUCCUCGAUGUAAAAAGUGCCUUUGACUGCAUUGACCCCAUUUCCCUAAUCCAAAAUCUAAAGAACCUUGGGCUUCCUGAAAAUAUUUGCCGUUUCUUCUAUAAUCUUACCUCCUCAAGAAAAAUCUCCUUCAAAGUGAACGGUGAGCUGCUAGGCCCCUACUCUUCCUACCAAGGUCUUCCCCAGGGCUGCAUCUCCAGCCCCGCACUCUAUAACCUCGGCACAAAAGACAUUGCUAAAUACCUAGACCCCACGUGCAAAUGCAUCAGCUUUGCAGACGACAUAGUCAUCUUCGCCUCCUCAGACGACCCAGAACUUAGCUUAGCCAUUAUAGAAUCCAACACCCCCAAGACUAUCUCAUACCUCAACAAACAAGGCCUCUCCAUCGCCCUCCCCAAAUCUAAAUUAGUCAUCUUCACUGAAAACGCAAUAGACACAUCCCAGUACUCCUUAAACCUCGAAGGCACCCUUAUCCCAGUCUCAAACUCAGCUAAAUUCCUUGGCAUACAUUUGGACAGCACGUUGUCAUGGUCCGAACAAUUAAACCACCUAUCUCUCAAGAGUGCCACCACCGUUAAUCUCAUCCGCUCCCUCCGCACAACUUGGUGGGGCGCCCAUCCAUCAACCCUCCUCAAUAUACACAACGCCCUACUACAAGGCUCCAUUGAUUAUGCCCUGCCCUGCAUCCUUCCCCGCAACAGCACCUUCAUGCACAAACUCGGUGUCAUUCAAAGACAGUCUAUUAGAGCAGCCCUCGGUCUCCGCAACUCAACUCCCAACAGAGUAGUAUAUGCCGAAUCGAAAAUCCUACCCCUACCACUCAGGCAAGAAAAAUUAGCAAUGAACUACAUCUCCAAAAGCCUCUCCUUCACCAAUCAUCCUGCCAUCCAGUCGAUCCAACAUCUUUCCCAAAACACUUCAACUCCUGAAGGUUCCAGAUUCCUCUCUCACCCCCUUGUCAUAGCACUCUUCAAGCUUUCACCCCAUCAAAAUAACAUUUUCUCCAGCUCAGUACCUCCCUGCUUUUUCUUUUCCAUGGACAGCCAACAACUCAACCCAAACAUCAUGCUUUCAACAGGAGCCACUCUCACCACUGCCCAAGAUCCAAAAACUGAGUUCUUAGACCUUUUCAGUUCUCAGCUAUCCACUCACACACCUUUCUUUACAGACGGCUCCAAAACAGACCAGUACACUUACACUGGUCUUGCUUUCUACUGCCCCCCUCCCAAUGGCCACACCUUCAAAGGUCGCAUCUCCCCCCAUGCAUCCAUCUUCACCGCAGAAGCCCUAGCUAUCUACCUCACCCUAGAAUAUAUAAUAGAAAACGACAUAAGCCACUCAAUUAUCUUCUCAGACUCACGUAGCUCUUUAGAAUCCAUAGCUGAUACCUCUCCCCUCAAUGUAACACAUCAUGUAACGAUCCACAGAAUCAAGAAAGCUCUUCUGGAGCUUAGCUUGGCCAAUAAAUCUGUAAUCCUCGCCUGGAUCCCUAGUCAUAAGGGAAUCCCAGGGAACGAAAUAGUAGACCAACUCGCAAAGGACGCAAUAUCUAGCGGUACACAUAUCAAUUACCCCCUUCCCUACUCUGACAUCCAAGCCCUUUUCAACUCUGAAAUAUCCCUCAAAUUCGCACAACUCAUAGAAGAAGACACUUCCGGCAAAGGCCUCUUCUACAUCAAUACAUGCUUCAAAACCUCCUCUAAACCCUGGUUCCAUUCCCUCCCACUCACAAGAGACCAAGUCACUUCCUUUAGCAGAAUGCGCUCCAAUCAUUACAACCUCGCAUUCAGCCUUCAUCGCAAAAACCUAAUCGUCAACCCCUUAUGUCAAUGCGGAAAUGACGUAGAAGACCUCAACCAUAAAAAAAUGCAAGACUCUCCCGACAUCCGCCAUCUAGAACACCCAACCGAAACUAAUAACGAAUUCUCCAUGGAUGCUGAAUCGGCAUCCAUCGAAGAAUACGACUCGGACUCCUCAUCCGCCUCUUCCCUUCGAUCCACCACCCCCAAGACCCAGGAUUCCCCCACAACCAAUGACAAAUUGCUUCUAGACUCACUUUUUAAAGAAUCCUUUGGUACCCUUUCAAACACAAACAAUCUCAUGGCAACCACAAUCAGCCCUAGCUCCCUCUCUUUAAACCUGCAAUACAGCAGCUCCCACCAGGGACCUUUUGUUGUCUUCCUCGAACCAAUCCACCCAGAAAAAACAUCUGGAAGAUUAUAUCCUACCACCAUUGGAAGACUCAUAGCCGCCAUUACAAAGGUAAAAUCCACUCCAUAUCUUCCUCAGGCCCACUCAAAGUCUCUAUCUCCAUGA